Messenger RNA from Rhincodon typus (whale shark), 2635 nucleotides. RefSeq names its product indoleamine 2,3-dioxygenase 1 (gene ido1). Gene Ontology annotation, molecular function: indoleamine 2,3-dioxygenase activity; metal ion binding; L-tryptophan 2,3-dioxygenase activity. The record is from RefSeq and is a predicted model, not a curated record. NCBI's taxonomy places the organism in Eukaryota, Metazoa, Chordata, Chondrichthyes, Orectolobiformes, Rhincodontidae. Bases 142 to 1380 code for a protein of 412 amino acids. Gene Ontology annotation, biological process: 'de novo' NAD+ biosynthetic process from L-tryptophan. Gene Ontology annotation, cellular component: cytoplasm. The transcript is spliced from 11 exons.
AUCACUGUUUGUCUGCUCCCUGAUACUGCCCUGGGUGAAUUUUGCAUUUCACCACUCAUUUCACAAAGCUUCGAGACUGCUGAUUGGCCGCUCCAAAUCAGCCAGUUCUAGAUCGAAGCACCAACCAUUUGCAGUUGAGCAAUGAACACAGAAGAAGGGGAGGCAAGAGACACAAAUUAUAUAAACUUGGAUGAAUUUCACAUUUCCAAAGAGUUGGGAUUUGUUUUACCGAAUCCAUUGUCUGAUCUGCCAAAAAUGUACCAACCGUGGAUGGAUAUCGCAAACAACUUAACCCAUUUGAUUGAACGUCAUCAGCUUCGUUGUGAAGUCAAUAAUAUGCAACUCCUGACCACAGACUUUCUCAGCGGGUAUAAACAGCUACGGUUGGCACACCUGGCACUCAGCUUUAUUACGAUGGGCUAUGUGUGGCAGGAGGGAGAACACAACAUUGCAAAGGUACUGCCCAAGAGUCUUGCAGUGCCAUACUGUGAAGUAUCCAAAAUCCUUGGGCUACCACCUAUCUUAGUUCAUGCAGACUGUGUUUUAACAAAUUGGAAGAAAAAAGACAGCAAUGGGACAAUGGAGCUGAGAAAUUUGGACAUUAUCUUCAAAUUGCCAGGAGGAGACAGCGUCAGAGGAUUCUUCCUGGUGACACUCGAUGUGGAACUGGCAGCAGUACAAGGCAUCAAGGCUAUUUCCAUUGCAACUGAAGCAAUACUGAAAUAUGAUGAUGAUGCAAUUAAAAACGCUUUGCACGAUAUCGCUGAAUCAAUUAGGAAGAUGAAUCAAUCUUUGAAGAAGAUGGAUAAGCACGUGGAUCCUGAAACUUUUUAUGGAAUAAUUCGACUCUUUCUUUCUGGAUGGAUGGAUAAUCCAGCCUUUCCGGAAGGCUUAUUGUAUGAAGGAGUGUGGGAUAAACCUAGGCUUUUCUCAGGUGGGAGUGCCGCACAAAGUUCCACUUUGCAGUCCUUUGAUGCGUUUUUGAGAAUACAUCAUGAGGAAGAGAGCGCUGAAUUCCUGCACCGGAUGAGGGAUUACAUGCCUCCUUCCCACAAGGCUUUUAUCCAAGCAAUCGCCUCCGGACCGUCUGUGCGAGAGUACAUCAUACUCGGCAGAAACCCUGCUCUCCGUGAGCUGUACAAUGAUUGCAUAGCUGCGCUUGUUGAUCUGAGGAACUAUCACAUCACAGUCGUCACUCGGUAUAUCACGAUAACUGCAGUCAAAGCAAAAGCAGAGAAAGCCAGGCUAAAUAGCUCAGCAAUUUUUUUACAGAAAGCUCCAGCGGCCUUAGCGGAAAGGGGAACGGGUGGAUCAGGAAUCAUGUGUUUGCUUAAAAGUGUCCGAGAUACGACUAAGAAAGUAAUGAUCAAUAACAUUUGAUGCCAUCAACAGAGAUUAACUCAUUUAUUGUGUUAAAAUAGCUAACUAAUAUAUAAUUCUUUAGGAAGCUAGGCAGCUUAUUUAUUGGUUAAAUGGGAAGUAACAGUGAAAUCUUCAAAUAUCAUCAGCAAUCAUUGACAUUUUCACUUUAGUAGCAACACUGACAUUAACUACUUCUAAAAUUUCUUGCUUGGCACGUGGGUGUUGCUGGCAAGGCCCGCAUUUGUUGCUCUGUCCCUAAUCAGCAUGUUACAAUCGCAUAAAGCAUCAAAACAAGCAUUGAGCUGAACAUUGAAUUGGUAACAGAGGUUCAAUAGCUUUCACGUUGACAUAAUCAAAUGUAGUUAAAAUAAUUCUGUUUCUUCACGUUAUUUCAGGAAGGAUGUAAAAUCAUAAGACCUAGGAGCAGAGGUAGGUCAUUCAAUCCAUUGAAUCCACUCCACCAUUACUGAUCUGACAAUCCUCAACUCCACGCAUCUCCUGUAUCCCAUAACCUGGAUUCCCUUAAUGAUUAGAAAUAUGUCUUCUCAGCCUUGAACAUACGUAAUGACCCAACCUCAACAGCUUUCUGUUGAGAGAUCCUCAGAUUCACCACCCUCAGAGAAAAAAAUUCUUAUCUCUGUCUUAAACAGGCAACUCCUUACUUUGAGAUGAUACACUUUGGUCCUAGAUUCUCUCAGAAGGGGAAAUAACCUCUCUGCAUCAACACAAUGAUAGAAUUGUAGGGGUUUACAGCAUGGAAACAGGCCACUUGACCUAACUUGUCCAGGCCAUCCAGUUUUGACAAUUAAUCUAGUCCUAUUUGCCUGCAUUUAGUCCAUAUCCCUCCAUACCUACCCAAUCCAUAUACCUGGCCAAAUGUUCCUUUAAAUGACAAAAUUGUACUCCCCUCCAUCAAUUCUUCAAGCAGACUGGUCCACUCGCCACCCUCUGUUUGAAAAAUUGUCUCUCUUUACCCUUUUGUAUCUCUCCCUUCUCAUCUUAAACCUAUGCCUCCUUCUUUUGCCCCCCCCGACCAUGGGGAAAAGCUGUUGGCCAUCUACCUUUAUCUAUGUCUUUCGUGAUUUUAUCGACCUCUAUAAGGUCAGCCUCAAUCUCCAACACUCCAGGGAAAAUAGCCUCAGCCUAUUCAGCCUCUCCUUAUAACUCAAACCUUCCAGGUAGCAUCCUAGGACUAAGGGACAAAACACAGAUUUAAGAGAGGUACAGAGAUAGUAGGAACUGCAGAUGCUGGAGAAUCCGAGACAACAAGGUG